UCUUCCAGAAGUUUCUAGCUCACUCACUCUGUCUGGUGUUUUUCAAGAGUUUGCAGUUGAACAUGUGACUCAAAUGGCAGCGGUCUUUUGUAAGCUUUUCCAAGAAGAGCUUUAUUGACAGAACUGGCUUGUUGGUGUAAAGGGGCAUGGAAGGAGGGUGCGGGGAAGAGUACUUUGUGGCGCUUGCUGAUAAGAAGCCCCCAAGCGUUCAUAUACAUGACGUCCUAAAAAAAAAAACACACACCUGCCAGCCUCUCCUUGAAACAUUGACUUGAUUUUUCUUCCGUUUGUCUGUGAGCUGAAUAUAAACAAGGUUUUUAAGACGAUCAAAGCGCCUGCCAGGCCAAAGGUUGUUUACUAGGAAAAUAUGAGGCUGUUGAUGGAUCAGAUGAUAUGCUAAACAGCCUCUCAAUAAGGAUGGGCAGAUCUGGGUCUUCCUGUCUGUUCGUCAGAGGUGUUUUUGAUGUGUUGCGUAAAAGUCAGUGUGUCUUAUUACACAACUUCCUGUGGCGUCGCGCUGCAUCAAAGGCAGACCAUAACGUCACAGCAUUACAUGUUCUGCCAAAUUGCUCAAGCAGACGCACACAAACACACACAGAGACUUGUUUUUUCUGUGGCACGGGAAAUUUUCCCAACACCUUGAAACACAGGACGCCUCCUUAAACUGCUGACCUACUUUGUUGCUUCUCUUUCCAACAGAAAGCGAUUGUACCUGACGAGAAAUGUUUGUCGUACUGUGAGGCAGCAGCUGCUUGUGAGUCAGAGCGUCACAUUGUAUUUUUAUUGUUAUGGGAAGUACCGUGAAUGACCCGAUAAGGCCAUAAAAGGGAGUCACUGUAGCGGCCUAUGAGGAAGAAAGGCCAGUUCAUCAGAAAAGGUUUUGACAAGAAGUGGACAAAACAAAGAACGCUGUGAUCGGAGAGCCGAGUUGAGGAAAAGCGCAAUGGCUCAAGAGACGAACCAGAGCCCCGUCCCCAUGCUUUGUGCCACAGGCUGUGGUUUCUAUGGCAACCCAAGAACCAAUGGCAUGUGCUCUGUUUGCUACAAGGAACACCUGACGCGACAGCAGAGCAGCGAUCGCAUGAGCCCCAUGAGCCCAAUGGGCUCCACUGCUAGUCCUACCUCAGAGGCCUCAGCCAUCCAGAGACUAGAAGCCAGUCUAGCUAAGGUUGACGCCUCCCCUGCCUCCUCACCAGACAUGUCUAGCAGGACUGUUCAAGGAUCUCUUCCUGUAACCCAACAGAUGACAGAGAUGAGCAUCUCCAGAGAGGAGAAGCCUGAACUCCUAGAGCCUGUUGUAAGCCAGCCUGCUGCUUCUAGUCCUUCUCCUGUAGCUUCUCCCAGCACUGAAGAAGGCAAGGGUGAAACCCCCAAACCCAAGAAAAACCGAUGCUUCAUGUGUCGCAAAAGAGUGGGCCUUACAGGGUUCGACUGUCGCUGUGGUAACCGGUUCUGUGGCAUCCAUCGAUACUCCGACAAGCACAACUGUCCCUACGAUUACAAGGCCGAGGCUGCCGCCAAGAUCCGCAAAGAGAAUCCCGUGGUUGUGGCUGACAAGAUCCAGAGAAUAUAGAUGGGGGGCGGGGGGAAAUGGUGUUGGAAAUGAGGAAACAUCUUGCGAAAGCCUGGAGAAUGAGUGAAGACCUUUGACAUGAGUGCGAGUGGCUAAAUCAAAAGGACUCGAUUCGCAAAAAUGAUGAAAAAAAAAAAAAAUCGAAAGACCCUACCUGAGGGAGAUGCAUGAAUGAUCACUUUUUUUUAUUUUCAUUAAUUCUUUAGAUUGUUUUAAUCUUGUUUUCUGUGGUGUGAAUUUGCCGCCGUUGAGUCCUUUUCCUUUUUUGUUUUCUUUUUUAAUGUGUUUUAUUAAGAGCAGACCAGGCACGAUGUCCAUGAUAUGCUGUGCUCUCUUCACCAAAACAACGUUGUCCUUUUUGUGCCAAACAGCCAUUUUUACUAAACCCUCACAACAUUCAGAUUACAGAGAAAAAGAAAUCUGCCCGCCUUGUCCUUUAAUCCUAAAGAAAAAACUUAAGCAUCACUCUUGAAUAGGAGGAUUUUUUUUUUUUUACCGUAUUUCUCCUAGCUUUACCUACCUCAGAGCUGCUGUGUUGUCUUCCCUUCUAUCUGAAUCCCUGAUUGAACCUCCAAUCAGCUCACCUGUGUUCAAUUUCAUAGUGUGGUUUUUCAUAACACACACAAAGAUCCCCACUCUUCAACCAAAUCUGAACAACAAACCCGACUUGGAAAAAUGGUCCCAGAUCUGAUUAUAAUCGAUCGACUGGUGCCGGGGCUGAGCGCUAAUGAUCGGCCUGAGAGGGCAGGCGCCGGCACGCGUUCCUGAUGUUCCAGGUGCGCAAAUUUCAAAUGUUGCAAGGGGCAUAAAUGAAUGGAAUAAAUGCAUGAGUUGCUCUUCAUCUUCUUUAGUGUUUCUGAAAUAUCAAUCGCCUUAGGGAUUUUUGGGGGCGUUUUAUUUCCAGAGACAAUUAUCUGAUUUUUAUUUUAUCUAUUUCUUUUUUCCUUCUUCCAUUGUACUGAUGUUGGCGCAUGGACUUGGUGCAUUUGUGGAUUUUUCCCUCUUUUUUUUGCGCUAACACAACAGUCAUGUGAGCACAGUGUGUGUGUGUUAUUACGUGGGUGUGUCCCUCUUCCUCCCAUCCUUUUUAGCUGUGGAGCUACCCGGUUUAUCAGCACAUGUUUACAGAAGUACAGGAGCAUGCCAGAGCUAGAUUAAUGAAAAAUAAUAGAAACUGAGAUUAGAUGUAACUUCUCAUCUGUCAAGCGUUUAUCGAUCUAUAGAGCGCGAGUGUGCAUUUGUGCGUGUGCAUGUGCACUUCCCUGUGCAACAAAAAAAAAGUGUGUUUUCAUGGCUGCCUGACAUGUAUGUUUGUGACUUGUUACUUUUCCCCCCAGUGUGGAUGCUUUUCAUUGAAAUAACUGAGUUUUUCUUUUUUUUGAUUCUUAGUUAUAUGCAAAUUUGUACAAAAAAGUGAAAAAAAAAACAAACAACAAACUGUGUUGAUAUUUAUGUAUUGCAUAUAAUCUUGCUAUCCAGCAUUACAACAGAAUAGUAUCAUGUAAAUAAAACUGUACAGAGAGACAUAA
Xiphophorus couchianus (Monterrey platyfish) is the source of this 3102-nucleotide messenger RNA. It is a transcript of the gene zfand5a, whose product is annotated as zinc finger, AN1-type domain 5a. The record is from RefSeq and is a predicted model, not a curated record. NCBI's taxonomy places the organism in Eukaryota, Metazoa, Chordata, Actinopteri, Cyprinodontiformes, Poeciliidae. Bases 944 to 1573 code for a protein of 209 amino acids. Gene Ontology annotation, molecular function: DNA binding; zinc ion binding. The transcript is spliced from 6 exons.